AUUCUUUUUCAACAGACAGACAGCAACAAAACAAGAAAACGACAUUAAAAAAACCCACAAAGAGACAGACAAACCCCAGAUCCUCGGAUUAGAUCCUUAACCUUAAAAAUUCUACCUAAAUCAAAUCUUUUUUCCGGAAAAAAUAUUUAGAGUAACGUAAAUAAUUUUAGUAUUUUUUUGUCUGUUUUUUAUUUCCGUGAGUAUAUGAAGGUGUAGGUGUUGAUUGAAAGCUAAGUUUCUGAGAUAAAGAGGGAACAAUAGUGUGCAAAGGAAGACAAUGACAAUGACAAUUCCCAUAAUGAGUACCUUAAAUUCUCAGCAAAAUUUAUGCUUUUCUUGAACCCUUCAAUGCAGCUUUGUUUAUGAGCUAGAAUUUGCAAUUUGUAAUUGUGUUUAGAUCUCUUUUGCAAUGGCUCUUUUUAAGAAAUUCUUCUACCGGAAACCACCUGAUGGGCUUUUGGAAAUCUCUGAAAGGGUUUAUGUCUUUGAUUGCUGCUUUACUACGGACGUUUCGGAAGAUGAUGAAUAUAAAGUCUACAUUGGAGGCAUAGUGAGUCAACUUCGUGAUCAAUUACCGGAUUCUUCCUUCAUGGUGUUUAACUUCCGGGAGGGAGAGCGCCAAAGCAUGAUCGCGAAUGUAUUAUCCGAGUAUGAUAUGACUGUGAUGGACUAUCCCCGUCAUUAUGAAGGUUGUCCAUUGCUUACUAUGGAGAUGAUCCACCAUUUUCUUAGAUCAAGUGAAAGCUGGCUGUCACUCAUGAAGCAAAAUGUGAUCUUAAUGCAUUGUGAACGAGGUGGCUGGCCAGUUUUAGCAUUCAUGCUUGCUUCACUCUUGAUUUAUAGGAAACAAUUCACAGGCGAGCAGAAAACGCUAGACAUGAUUUAUAAACAAGCACCUCGCGAGCUUUUGCAGCUGAUGUCACCCCUUAAUCCGCUGCCUUCACAACUGAGGUACCUGCAGUAUAUAUCAAGACGAAAUGUGGGCUCCCAGUGGCCUCCAUUGGAUAGGGCACUUAACCUGGACUGUGUUAUUCUUAGAGCUAUUCCCAAUAUGGAUGGAGAGGGGGGUUGCCGUCCAAUAUUUAGGAUUUAUGGUCAGGAUCCUCUAAUGGUUGCUGAUCGGACUCCCAAAGUUCUUUUCUCAACGCCAAAAAGAAGUAAACUUGUUCGACAUUACAAGCAGGCAGUUUCCGAUUUAAUUAAAAUAGACAUUCAUUGUCAUAUUCAAGGUGAUGUUGUGAUGGAGUGCGUUCAUGUGGAGAAUGAUCUGGAAAGGGAACAGAUGAUGUUCCGUGUCAUGUUCAAUACAGCCUUUAUAAGAUCAAAUAUUUUGAUGCUGAACCGCGAGGAAAUUGACAUGUUGUGGAAUGUUAGAGAUCAAUUUCCAAAGGACUUCAGAGCAGAGGCUCUCUUUUCGGAGAUGAAUUCUACUUCAUCUCUUGCUACAGUUGAUUUGGUGCGUUUGGAGGAAAAAGGUGGCCUUUCUGAGGAUGCAUUUGCUAAAGUUCAAGAGUUCUUUGACUGUGUGGACUUGCUACCAGGAUCUGAUAUGACACUAAAUAUUCUUCAACAACUCAAUGGUAAUCAAAAGAAUUUAGAAACUAAUUCUCUGAGAACAGAAAUGGACAAUAUGAUGCUAGAGUCAACUAUUGAAAAAGUUCAAAAGGAAUCAAAAAACAACAUUAGUCUCUUGAGCAAUUCAUCUCCAGAUGCAAGUUCAACUAGGGAGAAGGUUGAACCUCUGCAAGAACUGCAAGUUGCUGUCCAACGACCACCUCAGUCUAAGAUCAUAUCUCCACGAGUACAAAAGGCUCUACGUUCUUCUCCAUUUGGAACGCCCUCAACCUUUGGCAUUUCUGCUUUGUUGAUUGAUCAUGCUGCAGCUAAUAGUGAAGAUAUUAUGCGUCAAGUGACAAUAUCUCCCUCAGCAAUUUCAUCUCCUAUCACCAAUGUCCAGAAACCUAUGCAUCAUGUGUCUAGUAUAGGGCUGGCACCAUCACCAUCACCAUCGCCAUCGCCCCCGCCACCGCCACCCUUACCACCGUCUUCUACUUCAUUGAAUUCAGAAAGGUUCUCUGCUAUCAGUUCUUCUCCUUCUCAGCAAACCUCAAAAUCAACAUAUACUCAUCUUAGUCAUUGUUCUGAGAAGUUUUCAGAAACUAGUAAGCCAUUACUUGGGCCCGCUUGCUCUCAAAUAUUCACCUCUUCUCCUGGACCAUCUCCGGCUCUUGCACCUGAUAGUUCAUCUUCAACUCUCCCUCCUCCUCCACCCCCUAUUUCUCCAGUCAGAUCAUCAUUGCCCACAAUUGAUAGAUCAGUCUCAAUGCCUCCUCUUUCUUCACCCAUUUCCUUUCAUGGAACACCUCCAUCCUUUACAGUUAAGCAUCCUGCUCCGCCACCUCCCCCUGAAGUAUCUUCACAGCAGUUCAUGACCAACUCAAAAAUUAUACCCGGACCUCCUCCACCACCUCCUCCGCCUCCUCUAUCUUCUCAGUCUUCAUUGGGGCCUGUUAGUGUUACUUCUGUGCCAUCACCACCCCCUCCUCCCGGUUCUGCUGCUAGUAUUACUGCAGUACCACCAUCCCUGACACCUAGAUCUGCUCGUACAGAUUUCUCAUCUAAUGAUUCUGCAAAAAUCCCUCCUGUGCCACCGCCACCUGCUCCUUUUGGCAAAGGGUUAUCAAAACCCUGUUGUCCCCCUCUACCAUCUCAUAUUGGAGUUGGAAAUGGAAAUGUGCCUCCGGUUCCUGGACCGCCUUCUAGUGCUCUAUUCAGUGCAAAGGGACGGGGUAUAUCACGUCUAACUCCAAGAAGUCAGGCUCAACCUAAAAAAGCCAACUUGAAGCCCUAUCACUGGUUAAAAUUAACAAGAGCUAUGCAGGGAAGUCUAUGGGCUGAGACACAAAAAUCUGAUGAAGCUUCCAAGGCUCCAGAAUUCGACUUAUCAGAACUUGAGAGUCUGUUCUCAGCAGCUGCUCCAAGUACUGGUCCUGGAAGCAAUGGGGAAAAAUCAUCUCGCCGCUUGUUGGGGCCUAAAUCUGAUAGAGUGCAUCUGAUUGAGCUCAGACGUGCAUAUAACUGUGAGAUCAUGCUUUCGAAGGUUAAAAUUCCUCUGUCAGACCUAAUGGGUGCAAUUCUUGCCAUGGAUGAUUCAGUUCUAGAUGUUGAUCAGGUUGAUAAUCUUAUAAAGUUCUGUCCAACUAAAGAAGAGAUGGAAUUGCUUAAGGGUUAUAGUGGAGAUAAGGAAAAUUUGGGGAAGUGCGAACAGUUUUUCUUAGAAUUGAUGAAAGUACCGCGGGUAGAGUCGAAGCUAAGAGUUUUUUCAUUCAAAUUACAAUUCCAUCAUCAGGUCUCUGAUCUACGAAAGAACUUACAUAUUGUUAAUUCAGCUGCUGAAGAGGUCAGGAGCUCACUCAAGUUGAAAAGGGUCAUGCAGGCUAUUCUCUCCCUGGGUAACGCUUUGAACCAUGGAACAGCAAGAGGUAGUUGCAACUCGGUUGGUUUCGUAAUAGUUAUUUGUCACAUAAAAACCAGAGUGAUCUGUCACUUAUUCUCUCCUAAUAUACUGGCAUUAACUAUUCAUAAUCACAUUCUUUUAGGUUCUGCUGUUGGAUUUCGAUUGGAUAGUCUCCUCAAACUCACAGAUACACGAGCUAUAAAUAACAAGAUGACUCUCAUGCAUUAUCUUUGUAAGGUUCUUGCAGAAAAGCUUCCAGAGCUUCUGGAUUUUAAGAAAGAUCUCCAAAGUUUGGAGGCUGCGACAAAAAUACAAUUGAAAUAUUUGGCUGAAGAAAUGCAAGCCAUUAGCAAAGGGCUGGAAAAGGUUUUGCAGGAAUUAGCUGCCACGGAGAAUGAUGGUCCCGUGUCUGAAUACUUUUGCAAGAUCCUAAAGGCAUUCCUUAGUUCCGCUGAAAGUGAAGUAAGGUGUUUGGCUUCUCUCUAUUCCACUGUGGGUAGAAAUGCAGAUGCUUUGGCCCUUUACUUUGGAGAAGAUCCUGCACGUUGUCCGUUUGAACAAGUUGUUUCUACUCUUCUGAAUUUUGUGAAGAUGUUAAUCCGAGCACACGACGAAAAUUGCAAGCAGAUGGAAUUGGAUAGGAAAAGGGCAGCGAAGGAAGCAGAAAUCGAAAAGUCGAAGAUGGAACCUUCCAAAAAGGACUCUGAAACCUUGAUGAGAACGCCAAUGAAGAUUAUCAAAUGGUUCAAGACGCAACAAAACAACCAGGUGCAGCCUUAAAGAUGCAAGGGAACAGGAAAAGGCAUUCGUCUUGCAGCAAGAAUAGAUCGUGAAGGACGUUAAAAUGCGUAUAAUAACGAGAAAUGCUCAUCUUAAGCAGUUACAUGUAUGAUGCUUUUGGAGCAGAGAUCACGGCACCAAGUCCCAUUCAACAAGCUACUUGCAAGGUAUAUCUGGAAUUUUCUGUAAAAAUACAUACUUGGUUCUCUGUAAGUUAUGCAGCAGAAGCAGUAGGUCCAUUUUUGGCUAAUUUUUUUAAGAAUUCUGUAUAUUUGUAGUUAUAGUGACGUAGAUGUUUACUUGUAGCCCGCUUGUACAAGUAUGAACAGUGUAACUUGUUUUUAACAAAUAGUGAGUUUCUCAAUAGGUUAUUAGUUCUA
Mercurialis annua (annual mercury) is the source of this 4617-nucleotide messenger RNA. Its product is annotated as formin-like protein 18. The transcript has 18 exons. Bases 410 to 4237 code for a protein of 1275 amino acids. Lineage: Eukaryota; Viridiplantae; Streptophyta; Magnoliopsida; Malpighiales; Euphorbiaceae. The record is from RefSeq and is a predicted model, not a curated record.